AUGGCGCCGCCGGAGGAGACCCGAGCGCGGCUGGCGCGGGCCGGCCAGUCCCACCUGCUGCGCUUCUGGGCCGAGCUGGCCCCGGCCGAGCGCGCCGCGCUGCUGGCGGCCCUGGCGCUGCUGCCGGCGGAGGAGCUGGGCGCGCACUGCCGGCGGGCGGCGGAGGCUCGCGCGGCGGAGCGGGGGCCCCCGGAGCGCUCGGGCCGCAGGAUGGAGCCCGUCCCGGCCGAGUUCCUGGGCAGCGUCAGCCGCAGCGAGCCGGCCACGCUGGCACGAUGGGAAGCGGAAGGUUUCCACCAGAUCUCACAGAGCAAAGUGGCGGUGCUGCUCCUGGCUGGAGGGCAAGGGACCCGCCUGGGCGUGGCCUAUCCCAAGGGGAUGUACAGCGUGGGGCUGCCCAGUGGUAAGACCCUGUAUCAGAUCCAGGCAGAAAGAAUCCGCAAACUGGAGCAGCUUGCCGGCAGGAAAUACAACACGACAUGUACCAUCCCAUGGUACAUCAUGACAAGCGAGUUUACACUGGGGCCAACAGAGACGUUCUUCGUAGAACACGAUUACUUUAACUUGGAUAAGAACAAUGUGAUCAUGUUUGAGCAGAGGAUGCUGCCAGCUGUAACGUUCGAUGGGAAAGCCAUCUUGGAACAGAAGGGGAAAGUUGCCAUGGCACCAGAUGGCAACGGAGGCUUAUAUCGUGCUCUAGUGGACAACAAGAUCUUGGAUGACAUGGAGCGGCGCGGUAUCCAGUAUAUCCAUGUGUACUGUGUGGACAAUAUCCUCGUCAAAAUGGCCGAUCCCGUCUUCAUCGGCUUCUGCGUGUCUAAAGGGGCAGACUGUGGUGCUAAGGUGGUGGAGAAGGCCUAUCCCACAGAGCCUGUCGGGGUAGUGUGCCGUGUGGAUGGGGUCUAUCAGGUGGUGGAAUACAGCGAGAUCAGCCUAGAGACCGCACAGAUGCGGAGUCCUGAUGGGCGGCUGAUGUACAGUGCCGGCAAUAUCUGCAAUCACUUCUUCACGCUCGGCUUCCUUGAGACAGUGGCACAGAAAUUUGAGCCCCAGCUGAAGCAACAUGUAGCCAUAAAGAAGGUGCCCUACAUCGACGAGGAGGGAAAUCUGGUAAAGCCGCUAAAGCCAAAUGGGAUAAAGCUGGAGAAGUUUGUGUUUGAUGUGUUCCAGUUCUCUAAGAAUUUUGUUGCAUUUGAAGUUUUGAGGGAAGAGGAGUUCUCCCCAUUAAAAAACGCCGACACAGCCAACACAGACACUCCGACCACAGCUCGGCGGUCCCUCCUUUCUCAGCAUUACCGCUGGGCUCUGAAGGCUGGAGCCAGAUUCCUGGAUGAAAAUGGCAGCAGGAUACGAGAGAAACUCAAUUUAUCAGGAACUGAAGAUCCUCCUGCUGUGUGUGAGAUUUCUCCAUUAGUGUCUUAUUUUGGAGAGGGUCUGGAGGCACACAUGAAGAACAAAGACUUCUAUUCACCCUUUAUACUUGAUGAAAGCAAAACAGAAAUGCUGGAAGAUGCUUGAAUGAAGGAAAAAUAAAAAUCUGGCCAUCAGCUCUAUGCUGGGAACAGACACUGCUAAACUGCUGGCUUUGUUAUUAAUGAUUGAGAUAAUUGAUUGGGUAGCAAUUAUGCUGACAAAUAUAUACACGUACGCUAAUUCUGUUUGCUAACUUUGAAGGCAGCAUCUUUACCUCAGCAUACUUGUAGGUUCAGAUAUGAAUGAAGUUAGAUUUGUGCUCUCAGUUACUAAACAGAUUUUAUUUGUGCAUUUGAGCCUUUUCCUUUUAUAUUAGAAGAGCCAUUGGGACCAAAUCCAUCUGCUUUGCAGUUUAACGGGUCUAAUUCUCCUCUCACUACUUCUGAUUCCCACUGACAUUAUUGGAAGUUGUGUUUGAAUAUGAAGAUUAAUCUGAUGCCCAAUUCUGUAAAGGGCUGAUCACGCUCAAGUCCCAUUCCACCUUGCAGGAUUGAGUCCUUUCUCCUGAAUAUCUGGUGGUGGUUUUUUGUUUUUUUUUACCUAAUCCUGCAAAGAUCCCAAUUCUGCAAUCAUUGCUGACGAACAGUGCUCACUCAAGGAGCCCAAAUGCACAGAAUUGGGGGUUCUUUCUUCAUUGGGGCUCUUGGUGUGAAGAAGUGUUCCUUAACAAAAGGGUUGCAGAAUUGGGAAGAAAAGGUUUGCAUGUCCAGGAGUCACCUCACCAACAAAAUAUGAAGGAGAUAUGCAGGUCAGAGGGAUUUUACCUGGCACAGUGCUACAUCUUAAGGUUGUGAUCUAGUCUUUAAAAAUCAGUAUAAAAAGGUUUUUACAACAUCUUUCCACUUCUUUUGGCCUGAGGUGAACUUUUUUCCCUUUUGCUUUAUAGCAUAUCUCUAAUGUUUGGACUUUAUCUAAGUGCCUUAAAACAAUAAUUGGAAUAAAUCCAGGUGGUAGAGAAAACUGUUAAAUCCAAAGAACAAGAACUAUAUGUAUCCUGUUGUAAAGCUACGCAAAUAUCUAGAUGAGUUGAUGUACUCCCUAGAAGACCUCUGCUUACUCCCAGGGGUACACAUACCUCUGGUUGAGAACCACUGCCAUAGAGCAUCUGUACACCACUCAUAGUAGGUUGGUUCCCGCUGCAGAGGUGGCUGAGUGCACUUCCUGUUUAAGAGGUGCACUUGUGGUAACAGAGGUCAUAUAUUUAAACAGUGCAGGUGUUUUUCUAAAAGUUGAAUAUUUUUAUGACCUGUAGUAAGUAAAUUAAUAAUUGUAUUUGGUAGGAAAAGAUUUAAUCAAAUCUCAUGUUUCAGGGUUUAAACUAAUACAGUGGUGAUAAGAUCAGAUCUUACUGCAUUGUACAAUUGAGUAUACCUGCAUUUCAUUUAUUUUUUGUUUAAUUUUAAAUCCGAAGAUCAGGGCAACUAUCAGAGGCAGGGUAUUGAACUUGGGCUAAAUGUGUUGAAGCAAAUUUUCACGUAGCUUUGAAUUUUGUAAAUGAUUGAAUGAACUACUAAUACUGCUUGAGGGCACAGAAGACCAAAACACAUCUUUAAACCAUUUCUGUUUAUCAGAUAAAUGCGGGGAGGGAUAGCUCAGUGGUUUGAGCAUUGGCCUGCUAAACCUAGGGUUGUGAUCUCAAUCCUUGAGGGG
Molecule: messenger RNA, 3123 nt
Organism: Gopherus evgoodei (Goodes thornscrub tortoise)
Lineage: Eukaryota; Metazoa; Chordata; Testudines; Testudinidae
Gene: UAP1L1
Product: UDP-N-acetylglucosamine pyrophosphorylase 1 like 1
Exons: 9
Coding region: 1-1518 (505 amino acids)
Biological process (GO): UDP-N-acetylglucosamine biosynthetic process
Molecular function (GO): UDP-N-acetylglucosamine diphosphorylase activity
Source: RefSeq, a predicted model, not a curated record